AUGUGUGUGCCGUUGCUGUUCCUCGGCGAGCACCGCCUCGGCAUCGACGGCUAUCUGCAGCCCUUGGAGCAGCGGCUCGAGGCACGCCUGGAGCGGCUGCCGGCCGCCAUGGAGCGCCUCGGCGUCGACGGCUACGGCCAGGCAGCAGCUCCGCCGCCCGCCGGCGCCGCGGCUUCGCGGCUCCCCGUGGCCGGGGCGCUGGCCAGGCACCAGCUUGCGAGCGACGCGCCCGCCGCCGCGCACCCCGCCGCGGCGGCCUCGUCGCGGCACCACACGCUUGCCGUCGUCCUGCAUCACGGGCACCAUUCUGCCCGCGGCAGCGCUGCCGGCGGCGGCCACCCGCCACCCGCCCGCCCUCCUUGCACGGCGGCGGCGCCGGCGGCGCGGGCGCCGGCGGCAGCAGCCGGCUCCUGGCGCCCAUGCGCCCGGUGGCCGCCCCGCCGCGCGCGGGGUGCGGCGCGGGGCGGGGGCCCAUGGCCCGCGCCGGGAGCUCGAUGGUCACCUCCGCCUCCCAGGCGGAGAUGCAGCCCUUGA
Prorocentrum cordatum is the source of this 534-nucleotide messenger RNA. Lineage: Eukaryota; Dinophyceae; Prorocentrales; Prorocentraceae. The record is from the annotation of a GenBank genome assembly.